This is a messenger RNA of Paramisgurnus dabryanus, 1876 nucleotides long. RefSeq names its product small nuclear RNA activating complex, polypeptide 1b (gene snapc1b). Gene Ontology annotation, cellular component: snRNA-activating protein complex. NCBI's taxonomy places the organism in Eukaryota, Metazoa, Chordata, Actinopteri, Cypriniformes, Cobitidae. The record is from RefSeq and is a predicted model, not a curated record. Gene Ontology annotation, biological process: snRNA transcription by RNA polymerase III; snRNA transcription by RNA polymerase II. Gene Ontology annotation, molecular function: sequence-specific DNA binding.
AUCCCUUAAGGAACCAGAGAGUCCGAGUGAACAUGAUUAAAAACACGCUCUCUAAAGCAGGAACAUAGAUGGGGCGCAGUUUUAAAAUGAUUUUAUGAGUUUUAAAUAAUUAAGUGUUCGUGAUCUGGAGUAAGGGGGAAUAAUGGACAAUUUCAAGGGACCGCUAGUAACAGAUUGCGAGGAGCUGCUGGGUCGUUUUCAGGCGACCGAGUCUGUUCGGUUCGAGCGCUUUUCAGCGAUCUGGAGAGACAUGAACUUCAGUAGCAUCUUCAAUGGCAAACCGGAGCCUAAAGAGAGAAGACACUUCGCUCGCUUGGCUCUGUCUGUCGUGUCUCCAUACUUUUAUCCCCCCUACACCUUCCAGAUCAGAGCUGGGGGGCUUUAUCUCCUCUAUGGGCUCUUCAAUGCCCAGCUCUGCAGUCCAAAAGAAAAGAUCCGCAUCGCUCUGAAGGACUGGCAGGAUGUCAUGCAGUUCCAGCAGGAUGCAAUGAACGCUCAACAUUAUGAUGUGAUUUAUAUCUUUAGAAAACUUCUGUCAGAAAAAGCAUUUUUAUUUACAGCCAUGCCAACAAAGCUCUUUUCUCGGAUGAAGAGAGAAGAUGGAAAGGUGAAGAAAAUCUGUGAAGAGUUUGUUGAUCCAUCAUCACGACCUCAGGAACUCAUCACUACAGACGUGCUAGAGGAACUGGAGAACGUGCAUGAACAUUACGAGGACCUGAAGAAAGCAGUUUUUAAUGAUCCAGACCCAAACAUGACCCUUAUCCAACAGAACCUGAUUUCCAAAUUAAACAACGCUGUCCUCAAUUAUUCCAACUGGCAGAAUAAGAACCAUUCAGCAUCUGAGGAGCAGGAUGCUGGAGAAGGGCCUUCAAAUCAAGAUAGCUCCAGCAGAGCCCAGCUGUUAGCUUCAAUCAAAUCUAAAUCAUAUGGACAGGUUAUGGAGGCUUCAAAGUCCCGACGUCACCGACAGGCACAGCUUGUGCCAUCAGCCGAUCCAGAUCAAACAUGUAAAGUCUCUUCAAAGAAAAAGAGAAAACCAUCUCUUAAAAAUCGCACACAAUCACGCUUCAAGAUUCAAGGAAAAGAGCGUGAGAUACUGAAACAUGCGACACGCCUUUGGCGUUUGAGUGCAGUGAAAGAAGAGACGGUGGCAGAAAGAAAGAAGCCAUUCAACUGGAACCCUAAGAUGGAAAGUGAUGUCAUGUAGCGUUCAGUGGAUCUUGGCAGACCAAGACUGGAAGAUAUAUGAAUGUAAAUGUUUUUAAGGUUGUGGUAUUCAACAUUUUAAUGAAUAUUUGGUAUCCAAAUAUCAUACAUGUGCAAGACAAGUACAGGUUUUAAUUCUGUUUUAGAUGUUUGUAAAAAUACAGUUUGUCAUAAGGUGCAUGAUAAAAGAGGUUAUAAUUGAGCAAUGCCACAGCAUCAAAGGCAUAAGAAAUUGACUAUUUGAUAUGCCUGAUAUGUAAAACUAAAGUUUUUAAUUGUAACGUGUUUUUAGGUAUCUGAUGAAAAUGUUUACAUGUGUUCAGUUUUGCACAUUCUGUCUUGUUUUUAUUUCACUUUGUGUUGUAACUUUGCCAAUUAAUACAACACAUACACAGAAGAAAGAAGGAUUUGUGUGGUGUUUUUCCAGGUUUUUGUAACCUAAAGGUUUUAUGGACGCACUGUUAAGGUGGUUUCCCAGACAGGGCUUAAGUGUUAAAAAUGUCUCGGACAAAAAUGCUUGUUUGAUGUCUAUUAACUGAAAACAGCUUGCACUGACAUAUCUUAAAAUAUAUCAGUGCCAUUGUUUUGUCAAAAAUGCACACCAAUAUUGUUUUAUUUUAAGGUAUGUUUGUAUAAACUACUUAAAUGCCAUAAUAAAACUAAGACCAAG